Messenger RNA from Planococcus citri (citrus mealybug), 1469 nucleotides. RefSeq lists its product as uncharacterized. NCBI's taxonomy places the organism in Eukaryota, Metazoa, Arthropoda, Insecta, Hemiptera, Pseudococcidae. The transcript has 8 exons. Bases 287 to 1267 code for a protein of 326 amino acids. Gene Ontology annotation, cellular component: nucleus. Gene Ontology annotation, molecular function: zinc ion binding. The record is from RefSeq and is a predicted model, not a curated record.
AUUACGAUUUAUCCAACUUGAAGCAUCCAAGCUACACAGGUCAUUUUUGAGUUUGAGCUUGAGCCCGGAUACAAAGAAUUGAUCGAUAAAGAAAGAAUCUAAAUAGCCGUGUGAACAUUUCGCUUAUCAAUUGUUGCCAUCUCUUUAUCACCAACAUUUUUAACUAUAACAUUUCUCAGGUUUUUUGUGAAUUUUGUUUCGUUUUAGAAGAUAUAGAAUUAAUAUUAGAAUUAAUUCAUCUUGAAAGUAUCACCGAUUAGCCAAUGUACCUGAAAUUGAAAUUAAAAUGAAUGAAUCGGAUCCCCUCAAAGUGGAGAAUUUAACGAAUGGUGAGGUCGAUAUGCAACAAAAUGAAGAAUACGAGCAUCAAUACACUACGCAUUCAUCCUUAAACGAUUUUUCAAAUCUUGGUGCUAUGAAUGUCUGCGGACUAUGUGGAGCUCUUGGAAAAUUAUUCAUUCAAGUUGAAGAAAACAUAGAACUAACAUCAUACAUCAAGAAAUAUAUGCCUUUCGUCAACAUGCAGAAUCAUUUUUCUGAUUGUAUUUGCUAUCAGUGUUCCUCACAAUUGAAUUCUUGGAAUGGGUUUUAUCGCAAUUGUUCCACGGUCAAUUCAAAAUUUAAUCCGGAGUCAUCAGCUCUAGCUCCAGGAACUGAGCGCCGAAGAUCGAACAAGAAACAGAAUAUUGCAUCGAAUUCAGAUCCUGAAAAUCCUGUUGAUAAGAUAUGUGAAAGCUACAAUUGUUUGGAGGAGAAUCCUUCUACAGAAAACAUCACUCGCACUAUGAACAUCUUAACGGAUUGUUUGAAAUCAUUAAUAGCACAACUGAAGACAGUCCCAUCGAUCUCGACCGAUAAAAAUCCGCGUGGAGUAUCACUAAUUGGUGGUGAUAAUGAAGACGACGAGAAUAGCUCUGAAUUCUUAAGAAUGGUCAGACCGGUUGACGUGAUUGAGGUGGAUUUAUCAGAAUCUGAUAUUGAUAACGAUACCAAAAGUACAAAGCCACUGAAAAGAGUUCAUCAAGUGCAAUCACAUCAUGGUGUUGUAUUUUAUGAUGAAGAUGGAUACGCCUAUCGUGUGAACAAAAAACAACCUGGCAAACUGUAUGUGCGUUGUUCCGACAACAAAUGUCCUGUUCGAGGAAGCAUAUUUGGAAAUUCAUUUCGAUGCAAUAAACACACUCAUAAUCAUCCACCUUGUGUUUCUCAAGAUGGAAGAUUUCUCAAGCCUAAAGAGAGAGUCAUUGAAGUUGGAGUUUGGGCCUAAAAUCUACCAACUAUGUGAGCUUUUUUUAUGCUGUCUAUUUUUAUGUUUAUAUGUAUUUAUUAUAUUUGUAUUCCUGAGAGCAAUUUCUUUUCCUACGAAGUUAAUAUGUAUAACCAGCUUCAAAUUUGUACUACUUAUAUUUCCUUUAAUGUUGUUGGUCUGAUUAUAUUCCAAUAAAUAUGUUACGUAUGUUGAUUCUCAA